Nicotiana tabacum (common tobacco) is the source of this 594-nucleotide messenger RNA. Lineage: Eukaryota; Viridiplantae; Streptophyta; Magnoliopsida; Solanales; Solanaceae. The record is from RefSeq and is a predicted model, not a curated record.
AUGAGUGGCAGUAAAAUAGGAAGUAACCGCAGCGUACCCUAACAUUUUCACCGUAAUCCUCGACGCAACAAAUUGAUCUCGCUUUUGGUUAUUUUUUCAAAGUACGCCUUCCCUCUUCCCUGCUCGUUGCCUUUCAUCGCUUUCGCUCUCGCUUCCCAAGAUGUCAGAAACACCCUUCUAUCCCCGGGAAAAGCUUCUUGAGAAGCAAAAGUAUUUCCAGAGUGUUCACAAGUAUACACACCUGAAAGGUCCAGUAGACAAGAUUACCUCAGUUGUCAUUCCACUUGCUUUAGCAGCUACAGCAUCCUUCAUGAUCGGCAGGGGAAUCUACAAUAUGUCCCAUGGCAUUGGCAAGAAGGAAUAAAUGGUGGCUGCUGUGCCAUUCCUGUGGAAGCUGAAGCAUAAAAGAGAUUUUUUGGAACAUUUUGUGUUUUUUCACUUUGAAAUUUCUUAUGUUCUGAAGCUAAUAAUUGGUUAGAUGCAGAAAACACAGCCUGCAGACAUAUGGCCUAUCCGAUCACUUGCUUAACACAUUGAUUUUUCUGUUUGGGGAAUUUUCUUUAUUGUUAUAAGAAAUGACUUCUUUUUCAUCAA